This is a messenger RNA of Raphanus sativus (radish), 600 nucleotides long. RefSeq lists its product as uncharacterized. Bases 56 to 406 code for a protein of 116 amino acids. NCBI's taxonomy places the organism in Eukaryota, Viridiplantae, Streptophyta, Magnoliopsida, Brassicales, Brassicaceae. The record is from RefSeq and is a predicted model, not a curated record. The transcript is spliced from 3 exons.
UGAGGAAUCUGAUUUCAUUUCUCCUUUCACCGUCUCCGAAGAAACGACGACGGAAAUGGAGGAACAGAACGACGCCGUUAGCCGCGGCGCCGGCGGCGAGAGCAGUUUGUUCGAUGGAUCUGCUCAUUGGUGGUGGGCGAUGGGAAGCGGAGCUCAAAUCAUGUGGGGAGUGAGAUGUAUUCGGAGAGGUUACGCGGGGGACUUGCGUUUGAUGCCGGUCAAAGCCUUUGGCAUCGCAUCACUCUUCGUCGGCGCGAUAGCCACCACCUCCGUCGCGUUUCUAAGCGCCUCUGGGAUCCACACGGUCCAAGAUGCUAUUGACAUGGGAGCUAACAUCAGAACCAAUCUGGGAAUCACUCCUCAGAUACCUGAUAAGCAGAUCACUGAGGCGGAAGAUACAUCAUGAUCAAAAUUCGAGCUUGGUUUCUUAGUUAUCAUUAGCGAUUCGAUAUUUGUCUGAAAUUGCAGUAAGGGUUUUGUCUUACUUUUGGUGGAAGAGAAGAGAUCUCAUAAGUUAGCUGACGUUGUAAAGGUUGUACUUGUAUGUUCUGUCUUAGUUCAGAGCAAUCAGAGAUAUGAUGACGACUUUUUUUUAUUUCA